Molecule: messenger RNA, 447 nt
Organism: Miscanthus lutarioriparius
Lineage: Eukaryota; Viridiplantae; Streptophyta; Magnoliopsida; Poales; Poaceae
Source: the annotation of a GenBank genome assembly
AUGAAGCGUAUUAGUACAGCAAAGUACAGUACGACCAAGGAAAAAAUAAUGGGAAUGCCGAUUUUUCCUUUGUUGCCACUUGCCGAUAGUACGAUGAUGGUGAUGGCGGUGUUGCCUUCUGGUGGGGCUGCGACCUGCGAGCCGGCAAUCCUUGCUGGCACGCCCUGCCCCGUUGUCAAUACGCCAUUCGUGGCGCCGUCGCGCACUGCCCCGUUGUCAACACGCCAUUCGGGGAGCCGUCGCCUUCAGUGCCGCCACAGACCUACAGGACACGCGCACCGCGCUGAAAAUGUCGUUGGCUCCGAUGAAAGGGACGGUGACGUGCUUGGCAAUUGGCAUACAAUAAAGUACUGUAGAGCGUGCGUUGCGGUCCGCAACGCUGCCGAGUCGACGUCGAACCUGCCCGGCCGUAUCCGAUCAUCACGGCACAGAGUUUCAGUGAUUUGA